AAGCUAGCUAGCAGUAGCAUGCACCACCGGCGUAAUAAGCUAGCAACUUAAUUUAAUUUUUGGCCACCGCGCGCCAUGGAAAGAAUAAUGAAGGCCGCCGCCACUGCCGUUGCGGUGCUUCUCGCCGUCGCCGUGCUCGUCGCCGAGGCGGCGCACCAUCCGCGCGGGGUGACGAGCAGUUACCGUCGGAAGCUGGAGGCCUCCGAGGACAUGCCGCUGGACGCGGACGUCUUCGCUGUGCCGCCGGGCCGGAACGCGCCGCAGCAGGUGCACAUCACGCUCGGGGACCAGGCCGGCACCGCCAUGACCGUCUCCUGGGUCACCGUGGAGGCCGAGGGCAACAGCACCGUCCUCUACGGCCGCGCCAUGGGCCGCCUCGACCACGCCGCCGAGGGCACCACCACGCGCUACACCUUCUACAACUACACCUCCGGCUUCAUCCACCACUGCACGCUCGCCGGCCUGGACCACGCCACCAGGUACUACUACGCCGUGGGGUUCGGCGACACGGUGCGCACCUUCUGGUUCACCACGCCCCCCCGCCCCGGGCCCGACGCUUCGCUCCGGCUGGGGCUCAUCGGCGACCUGGGCCAGACGGCCGACUCCAACAGCACGCUGGCGCACUACGAGCAGCACCCGGGAGACGCCGUGCUCUUCGUCGGCGACCUCUCCUACGCCGACAAGCACCCGUUCCACGACAGCAACCGCUGGGACACCUGGGGCCGCUUCUCCGAGCGCAGCGUCGCGUACCAGCCCUGGAUCUGGACGGCCGGCAACCACGAGGUCGAGUACGCGCCGGAGCUCGGCGAGACGACGGCGUUCAAGCCCUUCACCCACCGGUAUCCGACGCCGUACCGCGCGAGCGGGUCGUCGGAGCCGUACUGGUACUCGGUGAAGCUGGGCCCGGCGCACAUCAUCGUGCUCUCCUCCUACUCGGCCUUCGGCAAGUACACGCCGCAGUUCAAGUGGCUGGAGGCGGAGCUGCAGCGCGUGGACCGCGCCGUCACGCCGUGGCUCUUCAUCAGCACCCACGUGCCCUGGUACAACAGCAACAACUUCCACUUCAUGGAGGGCGAGCCGAUGCGCGUGCAGUUCGAGAAGAUGGCCGUCGACGCCCGCGUCGACGCCGUCUUCGCCGGCCACGUCCACGCCUACGAGCGCAGCCACCGCUACUCCAACAUCAAGUACAACAUCACCGACGGCAGGUGCACGCCCGUCGCCGACCGCCGCGCGCCCGUCUACGUCGUCAUCGGCGACGGCGGGAACAUCGAGGGCCUCGCCGACGAGCUCACGUGGCCGCAGCCGGCCUACUCGGCGUUCCGGGAGUACAGCUUCGGGCACGCGGUGCUGGACAUCAAGAACCGCACGCACGCCUACUACGCCUGGUACCGCAACCACGACGGCAACAAGGUCACGGCGGACGCCACGUGGCUCACCAAUCGCUACCACAUGCCCAACCACGACGACUCGUCCGUCCACUCAAACAUAUAGCCUAGCUACUACGCGUAAUAUAUGUAAUUAAGUUAAUUAAUUUUCCCCAUAAUAACCAUGGCCACAUGAGAUGUGCACAUGCAAAUGUAGCCAUGCAUGAUGGCUGCACGACCAGUUCAUGAUGACUGUACCACACCGCUACACAAAAUGUUGAAAUAAAUAGACAGUCAUAUUUCUAGAUUGCUUGCA
Molecule: messenger RNA, 1680 nt
Organism: Panicum hallii
Lineage: Eukaryota; Viridiplantae; Streptophyta; Magnoliopsida; Poales; Poaceae
Product: purple acid phosphatase 2-like
Exons: 1
Coding region: 76-1491 (471 amino acids)
Molecular function (GO): acid phosphatase activity; metal ion binding
Source: RefSeq, a predicted model, not a curated record